AUGUACUCCUGGAUUUUUAUCUUUAGGCUCUUGCAAAUCCCUGAAUUUGUCUCUGCUUUUACUUAUAAUAUCAGUACAUGUUAUUACAUAAUCACUGAAGAAUUUCACCAUGAAGGAGAUGUUGUGGUUGGUGCAUUUUUCCCUCUUCAUACUUUCCACACUCAAAAGAAAAUACCACAACCAGUUGUACCAUAUGAAUAUGUGGACUAUCAAAUACAGUAUAACUUUAAGAACUACCAGUAUAUUCUUGCUCUGCAAUUUGCCAUUGAGGAGAUCAAUGGGAACCCCAAUCUUUUACCCAANAUAUCUCUUGGAUUNNAUUUCUACAAUNUCAGAUUCACUGNGAAGUACANUCUUNNUAAUNCUUUUANUUGGNUCACAGCUCUNGUGCAUAGAAAGUAUUUUCCUAAUUACAACUGUAAAAAGAGAAAUUUCACUGCAGCNCUCACAGGAACAUCAUGGAUAACAUCUGCACAAAUAGGGACUUUGCUUCAACUCUUUAAAUUUCCACAGAUUACCUUUGGACCUUAUGAUCCUUUAUUAAGUGACCGGGGUCAGUAUCCUUCUCUCUACCAGAUGGCCCCUAAGGACACAUCUCUUUCACUUGCCAUUGUUUCAUUGUUGGCUCAUUUUAGGUGGUCAUGGGUUGGCCUCAUACUCCCUGAUGACCACAAAGGAAAUAAGAUUGUAUCAGAUUUUAGGGAGGAGAUGGAGAGAAAAGGCAUUUGUCUAGCUUUUGUAAAAAUGAUCCCAGCCACAUGGACUUCACGUUUUGCCAAAUUCUGGGAACAUAUGGAUGAGACAAAUGUAACAAUUCUUUUUGGUGAUGUUGAUUCGCUAGAAGGUGUAAUGAGGAAUAUUUUACAAAGGUUAUUGACACGGAACCUCUGGAUCAUGAACAUUGAACCUCAUGUUAUUGACAGAGCUGACUAUUUCAUGGUAGACUCAUUCCAUGGAAGCCUAAUUAUUAAGCACAAUUAUAGAGAGAAUUCUGAAUUUACCAAAUUUAUUCAAACAGUUAAUCCUAAUAAAUACCCAGAAGACAUUUAUCUUCCUAAGCUGUGGUAUUAUUUUUUCAAGUGCUCAUUUGCUGACAUUAAUUGNCAUGUUUUAGACAACUGUCAAUCCAAUGCUUCUUUGGAUGUAUUACCUCGUCACAUAUUUGAUGUGGCCAUGAAUGCAGAGAGCACAAGUAUUUACAAUGGUGUGUAUGCUUUGGCUCAAGGCCUCCAUGAGAUGACACUUCAGCAACUUCAAAUGCAACCAUAUGAAAAUGGAGAAGAGAUGGUGUUUUUUCCAUGGCAGCUUAACGCUUUCCUGAAGGAUAUUGAAGUGAAAGACAAAAAGAGUUUAGAUUGGAGCCACACAAUAGACACUGAGUAUGACAUUCUUAACCUUUGGAAUUUACCAAAGGGCCUUGGAUUAAAAGUGAAAAUAGGANCUUUUUCUGCAAAUGNUCCCCANGGUCAACAGUUGUCUUUAUCUGAACAGAUGAUACAAUGGCCAGAAAUAUUUUCAGAGCUCCCUCAGUCUGUGUGCAAUGAGAAUUGUAAGCCUGGAUUCAGAAAAGUAACCCUAGAGGGCAAGGCCAUCUGCUGCUACAAGUGCACUCCUUGCGGAGACAAUGAGAUUUCUAAUGAAACAG
Molecule: messenger RNA, 1645 nt
Organism: Mus pahari (shrew mouse)
Lineage: Eukaryota; Metazoa; Chordata; Mammalia; Rodentia; Muridae
Product: vomeronasal type-2 receptor 116-like
Exons: 5
Biological process (GO): G protein-coupled receptor signaling pathway
Cellular component (GO): membrane
Molecular function (GO): G protein-coupled receptor activity
Source: RefSeq, a predicted model, not a curated record